This is a messenger RNA of Vigna angularis (adzuki bean), 1324 nucleotides long. RefSeq names its product microtubule-associated protein RP/EB family member 1C. Gene Ontology annotation, biological process: protein localization to microtubule plus-end; thigmotropism; spindle assembly. Lineage: Eukaryota; Viridiplantae; Streptophyta; Magnoliopsida; Fabales; Fabaceae. The record is from RefSeq and is a predicted model, not a curated record. Gene Ontology annotation, cellular component: cytoplasmic microtubule; microtubule plus-end; spindle midzone. The transcript is spliced from 6 exons. The coding region runs from base 115 to 1092 and encodes 325 amino acids. Gene Ontology annotation, molecular function: microtubule plus-end binding.
UGAAAACUCCCGCUCCACUCUCCAUAUAUAUACCACCUCUGUUUCUUUGCGAAAGAGCCGUUAGUAGAAAGAGAACACAAAAGAGCAUAGGGAGAGAGAGAGAGAAAGAGAGAAAUGGCGACCAACAUUGGAAUUAUGGAUGCGGCUUACUUCGUCGGCAGAUCUGAGAUUCUUUCUUGGAUCAACUCGACUCUGCAACUCAGUCUCUCCAAAGUCGAAGAGGCAUGUUCUGGCGCAGUUCACUGCCAGCUUCUCGAUGCGGCUCAUCCAGGGAUCGUGCCGAUGCACAAAGUCAAUUUCGAUGCCAAGAACGAGUAUGAGAUGAUUCAGAACUACAAGGUUCUUCAAGAUGUCUUCAACAAACUCAAAAUCACCAAGCACAUCGAAGUCAGCAAGCUCGUGAAAGGAAGGCCACUGGAUAACCUCGAGUUCAUGCAGUGGAUGAAAAGAUACUGUGAUUCUGUCAAUUCAGGACAGAACAUGUAUAAUGCUUUGGAGAGGAGAGAGGUUUGCAGAGGAGGAAGAGAAACGAGUAAGAAAUCUGCAAACUCCCAAGCCUCUACCAAGGGUUCUUCGUCGCAGAGACCUCAGUCUUCCCAUAAUUCUCGAAGAACCGAGGUUUCCAAUGCAAACCCUACAAAUCAGGCUGUUAAGGUCGCGAGAGCACCUAGUGCAGGUGGCCCUGCCUAUGAGGAAAAGAUAACGGAAUUGAAGUUGUCCAUCGAUAGUCUGGAGAAAGAACGGGACUUCUACUUUGCAAAACUGAGAGAUAUUGAGAUACUGUGCCAGACUCCUGAGAUAGAACACUCUCCGAUCGUUGGGGCGAUUCAGAAGAUAUUAUAUGCUGCAGAUGAUGAUGGGACGGCUGUGGCUGAAGCUCAAGCUAUGCUUUCUGUUGGUCACAAGGAAAUAGAGGGGUUGAGCCCAAUCGCUGAGGUUUCGGAAGAGAAAAGCAGUUCAGAAACUCACAAGAGAAAGAAUAUUGCCAAUAUUGAUUUUGAUGCUGCUGGCAUCGCAACGUUGUCUCCCAGACAGAGGCUUUCUGAUAUUUCGGAUGUUCACUGUAGUGGGUCACCUCUUAUGACUUGUUAAGGAAGGAGGGAGGCGUCCUUUAGUUGUUAAUCUCAAUUAGCAACCUGUUCAACUGUUUUGGUUAUGUUUCAUGUGUGAAAUUGACAGGGGAUAUUAUAUUGAUUAGGUGUUCUAGGAUAGUUGUGUUAUCAAGUUAUAACAUAUAUCAGCCUAGAAAAAUAUAGCCAGAUAUAUUUUGCCUUGUAGAUUUUUCUAUUGUCAUCAACAAAUUGUUGUUUCUGAUCCUAGUCAA